This is a messenger RNA of Cladocopium goreaui, 5802 nucleotides long. The record is from the annotation of a GenBank genome assembly. Lineage: Eukaryota; Dinophyceae; Suessiales; Symbiodiniaceae.
AUGAACAUUGGGUAUUCUAGCCAAGACAAUGAGGACAUCGUCAUGAUGCUUCAACAGCCCCAUGUGCGCCCAACAGGUGAGCAGGUGGCUCAUACUCACCGGCCAUGGGGUCAACAGACACGACCACUUCAAUGUAAACUACCUGAAGGCGGAGUUGCAUCAGACAGGAUCUACACCACUGACCAGCAGCCAGAUCAACAGCCUCCAGAACAUCCGGAGGGUUUCAUUGAGCUCAGACUUGGAGAUGUCAACCAAUGCCUCACAGAGUUACGAGGUAUUUGGGAACAUCAGACCAUUGAAGCUGAAGGUCAUCUACAAGUCAUGACCUGGUAUGCUGACACAGAACGCUGGCCACGUUGCCCAGAAGCUCGUGCUGUCCAGCUGCCCAGUGAUUUGUCCCAAUGGAUGACUCGGCUCAUUGAAGCUUGGGACGAUCGAGCAGAUCCAGAUGAAGUCUUCCAUCUUCAUAUGAUUCAGCCACAGCCACAGACAACUUUCUGGGAAGAUCAUCCAGCACCACACGUUUUGGUGAUCCAGCAACCAAUGCCAGAUCGACGAAGUCUCCAUUUUACUGCUUCCAACACAGAAAGAUCUACCUCCCAACCUUUGCAAUUCGUUGACACUCUUGCGCACCCAGCGACGCAGAGCAGCGUUUUACAGGCAGCAGGAUGGGAUGAUCAACUUGGACUCCUACAUCACAUUCAGUAUGAGAUUUGGUGGGGAAAUGACAUCAUCAUGCAGGAAGGCUUUGCACAUCUUCGUAAUGGCAAUGCGCUCACUGUGAUUGCGCGACAUCUCGAUGACAACAGCCCACAUUCUUCCAUAGCUUCAGCAGAUGCCACGGAAAAUCAUGUAUCCCUGCUGCAGAUCCAGGCAGUUCGUCAACCAGUCCAACUCACCUUGGAAAACCUACUGCCCAUUGAGGAGGAGGAGAUUGACUACCAGACUGCGGAGACAGCAACAGUGGCCAUUCGCCUCAUCAAGGGUGCAGAGAUAGCGAAAGUGAUGACUGAAGUUGACCUGAUGAGCUUUUUGUACGACUGUGGUUAUUGGAGAGCACCCAUCCAAUCAGUAGAGUCUCUUGCGCCGGGGCUUUUCCGUGUCCAGUUCCUGAAUGUGCAGGUUCAACAAGUCCAACACACCAUUUGCAGCCGAGCCAAACCAGCAUGGCCGGUCUGCACCCACCUGAUUGGAGCACGAGGGCCUUACUUUACUCCAACAACUGAUGUAGCUGGCGAUGAUUGUGUCAUUGGUCUGGGCAUUGCUCUUUAUGACUUCAUGAAACUGUUCACGUCCGCAGACGACAUCUUAUGCCGAGAUCCAGCAGGACACGAUUUUCCAGAAGUGACCAAGGCAGCUCUCAAGAUGAGUGCAUCUACGUGCCUUGAUGACUAUGAUCGCAUCAUUGUGUACACAGAUGGAUCUUCCAAGGCGAAGGACAGGCACGGACCGCCAAUCUGGAAUGACGAGCAAGGCCAUGGAGAUUCCUGGGCUUUCGUUGUGGUAGGGGAGACCCUGACUGAUGAAGAGCACAAAGUCGAAGUAUUAGGUUGGACCACACAGCCGGUGAUCUACGACCACCAAAGCGACCAUUUCAUUGGUGCUGAUGGCAUAGGAUCGUACCUCGCCGAGAGGGAAGCCUUAGCCUGGGCUGCCAUGUGGCGGCUCGCUCAGAAUUCCAGAGUGGCGGAUGGGCUACCUCCUCUUUGCGCAAAUGGGCUUCAUGCACCCACUCCUCAGCUGCCACCGUUGUCGAAACCCAAGCGGUGCACGGUGCAGGCCAAUUCCUCUCACAGAGCAGGCAACUUUCAUUUGAGUGCUGGCACGGCCAAUGUCACCUCGCUCUACAAUGGACCAUGGGGUCAUGCUGGGAAGACUGACUAUCUGAGGCAGCAGUUUAUCUCCCACAAUUUGAACUUCCUUGGUUUGCAAGAAACACCGGCGCCAGAGACAUUUGGACAGGUUGAUGGAGUGCUACGGCUUGGUUCAGGUUCUGCAAAAGGACACUAUGGCACUGAACUAUGGGCGAACCUCAAGAUCCCUUAUGUAUGGAUCGGAAGACAGGCACACUACUUGAAGCCUAAGGACUUUCAAGUUCUUCAUCGCGAUCCAAGAAUGCUUGCAGUCCAGAUUGAAACACCCUACAUGAAGCUCAAGAUUCUAGUAGGGCAUGCCCCACAUUGUGGUCAUUCUCUCCAAGAGCGUGAGCAAUGGUGGCACACAUUCUCCAAUCAUGCAAGACUCCGACAUGGUUAUGAGCGUUUGCUCGUUCUGAUGGAUGCCAACGCGGACCCAGGACCACGUGAUGAUUACGUAGUCUUCAAAGAUGGCUUCUUAUCCAAUGAGAACACGCCUCUCUUGCAAGACUUUUUGACGGAACAUGACCUUUGCCUCCCAGACAUUGAGUCCCAUGUUGAUGAGUUCAAUCAUCACCUUCUCCAUGGAGUUGCCAACCAUUGUCCACAACCACAACGGGCCCCGAAGAAACCCAUCUUCACAGCAGAGCUCUGGCAAUUACGGGAGACAAAGUUAGCCACCAAGAAAGCGCUCAAGGACAUCUCCAAGCGACAGAAACAAGAGAUGUUACUGUUCUGCUUUUCAGCUCUUCGAUCUCGAACUGCUAUCUCCGUGGAUGGUGGCUUCUUCUGGCAAUACGACACAUGGUUGCUGUGCAGCCGGGUCCGAGCAUACUGCAAGUUCCACUGCAGUGCCAACCAAUUGCGAGGAAGACUUCAGCAUGCCAAAUAUGGGCAGCUCAAAGACAUUUUGAGUGGCAUGACUGCUACCACACCUGCAGCGAACAUUUUGCACGAAGUCAAGAACCUCAUUGGUCCAACAAAUCUCAAGAAGGUCAAGGCCACAACCCUGCCCUAUGUGAGGAAUCAUCAAGGACAAGUUUGUCAGAGUCCUACCGAAGCCCUGGACACCUGGAUAUCCUUUUUCCAAACGAUGGAAGGCGUCCAUCAGGCGAGAGCCUACCUUCGGUCUCGCAAGCAGCAAGGGCUCAAUGUGGGGAUGGUGUUCCUAGAUCUGUGCGAAGCGUUUUAUCGCAUCGUCAGAGAGAUGGCAAUGGGAGGCAUUACAAGUGAUGAGACCAUUGCAAGGAUGCGUCAACGGCUCAAAUUGGGGCAGGAUACCAUGCGAGAAUUGUAUCAACACCUGGACAAGGCCUCCGCCAUUGAAAGAGACUGCUGGGCGGAUUUCAUCUUCAGCUUCCUCUGGGCACGUCUUUUACAUGAGUUGGCGGAUGAGCUCAAACCCCUUGACAUUCUGGACUCCAUCCCCCAACAUGGUGGACUCAGAUGUGAAGGGAUUGCCGCAGACCCAGAAGACACUGAGAUGACUGGUCGAGAUGAUUAUCUUGGACCCACUUGGAUGGACGACUCCUGUUUUUGCUUUGCUGCCACUGACCCAUUGACGCUUGAGAGAAAGGCGGCCAAUUUGUGCGGCUUGCUCAUACAGAGAUCCCAGUCCUAUGCAAUGACGCCCAAUCUCCAACCGGGGAAGACAGCUGCGCUCUUGGUCUUUCAAGGUCAUGGUGCAGCAGCUGCCAGGAAGCGAUUCUUUGGCCCUCAAACGGACUCCAGUCUUCCAGUUUUACUUGAAGGAGGCGUUCAACGAGUGCAGGUGGUUGCCUCCUAUGUGCACCUGGGAAGCCUCCUGCACCAUCGGGGGGACAUGCGACAAGAAGCACGACGCCGGUUCAGCAUCGCUCAAGGAGCUUUCCAACACCACAGGAAAGUCCUCUAUCAAAACAAACAGCUGCCUCUUCAGCGGCGAGCAGAACUCUUCCGCACACUCAUCUUGAGUAAGUUUGUGUACGGAUGCGACUCCUGGACGCUCAUGGAGAAGCACACUCGACAUUAUGUGCAUACCUCAUUGAUGAAGCUCUACCGACGUCUACUUCCUCAGGCAUAUAUCAAAUUGUACAGCGAUGAAGAAGUUUUGCAGCUGACUGGCCUAUCAGAUCCGUCUGAUUUGUUCCGACAGCAACGGUUGCGACAUUUGGGGGCCCUCUACUCCUGUUCUGACUCAGUUCCUUGGGGGCUUCUCAAUGCAGAUACGGAAUGGACGCAGUUGGUGAGGAGCGACCUUGAGUGGAUGUGGUAUCAACUUCGAUCCUCAUCCAAGCUUCCGGAUCCGCAUCACCACUUUGGUGCGUGGGUCAGUCUCAUGAAAGACCACCGGCGCUACUGGAAGAAGUUAGUACGUCGAGCUGGUGAUCAUGCAGCAGCACAAAGAGACAAUCUUUUCUCAGUGACUCAAUUCCACAGAGCCAUUUUGCAACAACUUCAUCAAGCACAAUGCCUUGUACAAGGACCACCGUCAGAAGUGCGCACAUUGGCAGGGCCGGCUUAUGGUUGUAUGCAAUGUCAAAGGAAGUUUGCAUCUCGAGGUGGGUGUGGAGCGCACAUGUUCAGAGCACAUGGACACAUUCACCCAGUCCGACGCCUAUUUGACACGACGCAGUGUGGAUGUUGCCUUCGAGAAUUUCACAGCUAUGGCAGGUUGAAAGCUCAUCUAAUUCGAGCAGACUACUGCCGACACAGCCUUCAGAGGCGCAAUCAUUAUGUGGUUCCAGCGGCAGGCAUUGGAUCCAGUGAGAACGACCACCAAGAACGAAUCCUGGAUGGACUUCUCCCUCCUCUACCUGGCCAUGGACCUCAUUUACCUCAAGGGCGACAUGGAGUGGCCUUGGACUAUAAUUUGAUCAUUUUUGAAGAGAUCUACAUGCGCAUGCUCGAGGUCACUUCGGUUGCUGAAGGCGAAGCUGUACUGAGAGCGGUUGCUUCAGAGAUUCCUACCACUUGGGAAGACUUCCGCCAGACGCUGCAAGCCUUGGUGCGUGAGGCCACUCCCGAAGAUACGGCAGUACUGGGUAUCAGUGCAGAGGAUUUCUUUGGUAUCUUGCGUAGAUUUAGCCUUGAAGCGCAGUGGUCUUUCCUUUGUGAAGAAACCGAAAUCGUAACUGAACAUUGGCAUCGAGAAUUGCACGUCUUGGAAGAUUUCUGCACUACGGAAGCGCAGACGACUCAUUCACGUCAGGGACAUGCAGGAGUUCCACGGGGCUUUGGAGCAGUUCGCUACGUGUUGCACGCAUUUUCCGGCAGACGCGCAAUUCAUGCUCGAUGGGUGGUAGCCAUUAUUGGCGGUCCUCCUUGCGAGACCUGGUCGCAGGCCAGGGAACGCUCCAUCGCAGAUCAUGCUUUUGCCCCAAGAGUUUUGCGCGUCCCGGAGACUCCGUGGGGCCAUCCUUCACUCCGUUUGAAGGAACUGAGGCAGAUCCGCGUGGGCAAUGACCUCAUGGGCUUCAUCUUGGAAGCGGUCGUCAUGCUCUAUUGCGUUGGUGGUGUGGCAGCGCUUGAGCACCCGGCAGCGCCGACCUCUGAGGAAUCUGUUUCCAUUUGGCGGACACCGAUUUUGGCCUUGCUUUUGUCUCUGCCAGGCAUUGAACUUGUUUCAUUGGCACAGGGUCUUUGGGGUGCAAAUCCCCCAAGUUCAACGUCUUUUUUGCUUGUGAAUGCGCCUGACAUGAGACAAGCACUGCGCAAGUGGCAGAUUACCCGAGAGUUACCAAAGGGUAUCUCUAUCGGAAGGGACCAAGCUGGAGGCUGGUCCACCUCAGUUUUGAAGGAAUACCCGCCAUCCCUGAACGGAGGCUUGGCUGAAGGUAUCCUGGCUGCUAUAGGACAGUGCGCGAGUGACCCAUCUGUCACUGUUCCGAUUAGCUUUGCGGACCGCUGUGCCUCCAUGAUGUGUGCAGAAUAUGGAGAACACAUCGGUCCAGACUAUGCCGGCUGA